Culex quinquefasciatus (southern house mosquito) is the source of this 2576-nucleotide messenger RNA. RefSeq lists its product as uncharacterized. The record is from RefSeq and is a predicted model, not a curated record. Bases 103 to 2448 code for a protein of 781 amino acids. The transcript is spliced from 2 exons. NCBI's taxonomy places the organism in Eukaryota, Metazoa, Arthropoda, Insecta, Diptera, Culicidae.
UACCAUGACAACCCUUGCAGUCGUAAACAUCAACAAAAGGUCGUAAAAGUUCUGUCUGAAAAUCAAUUUGAUAAAAUUUUGAUUAAAAAAUAAGUGGCCAGGAUGUCUGGCCAAUCGCUGGAUUUCGUUCCUGACUACAAGACUACACUGAAAGUGGAACCUGAUCUAGAACACCAGCAACAUCAACAGCACGUAGAGAACCUGACAGUGGAAUCGAUAUCGAUCAUCAAUCCCGUUCCUCCGACAUCGAGCAUCCAACCCGGUCCAUCAGCAAAUCCAGAUGGCAAACCGACCAAGAAGUCCCGCAAGAAGCGAGUGCAGAUAACGCGGCGGGAGGCGGCCAGGCAAGCAGCCCGGGAACGGCGCCGCCAGGGUCGACAGGUCAUCAACGAAAAGUGCGCCUGCCAUCUUUCCUGCGGGGAGAAGAUCUCCGAGGAACAUCGGAAGGUGCUGAACGAAAAGUACUGGGCGAUGGACCUGAAGGAGCAAAAGGCGUUUGUUAAGGCGCACUCGGAGCCGGGUCAGGUCAAGAGGCGUCGGGCGCCGAUUGAUCCGUUGGGCGGGGGAGCGGAGGUGAAGAAGGCGUUCACGUACUCUUUUCGCCUGCCAAACCCGGAGGGCUUGUUGCUGUCGGUUUGCUGUACGUUUUUCCUGAACACGAUUGGGUUUCGGCAGGGUUGUGGGAAUACGAUCUAUCGGACGCACAUGAAGGACAUUACGCAGGACAAGAGGGGGAAGUACGAGCGGGAUCGAACGCUGCACGACGCCGUUUGGGACGAUAUUCUUUCGUAUGCGCCGCGGACCUACCACAAAGGGUCCAAAUACAGUGCGACGGCGUUGUAUUUGCCCACGCAGCUAAACGCCAAGAUGAUGCACGCGGAAUUCAAGCAGAGACAGGAGGCGUUUGGACGGAAGGGCGGGAGUGGAAGCUAUUACUGUUCGGUUCUGCGAGAGAUGGACGUCCACUUUGUGGAAAUGGAUGAUUUUGAAAUUCCGGACAGGAAACCGAUUCCGGUGAUGGUUAAACCCAAAGAAGAAGAGCCUUCAGUUGAACAUGUUCCUGAUGUAGACGGUUCAGCGAUGGUUCAGCAGUACGAGCAGUGUCCUCCUGGGCCAGUACACCCGUACCAUCAUCCUUCAGCGGUGGCACCGCUUCAUCAUCCGUAUCAGAUAGAGCACAAGCCGGCUGUGGUGCAGCAUUAUACAAGCAUUCCGCCGCACCUGGAUGUUCCUCAAAACUAUCACAUACAUGUCGUGAAGCAGGAACCGUCAUACUACGGAGCACACAUGCAUUCGAUGCCCUCGCAUGAGUCACACUAUGCUGAACACGACGACCGUGACGACUACUCGGAAUCGUACUCCAACAUGGUCGAAGGGCACGGUUAUUCCGUCGAAUCUAGCUACCACGACACGGCCGGUAACGUGAUCAAUCCGGAAGAGCCCAAGAUCGAAAUUAUCCACGAGGAGUACGCCGCGUGUCCGGAUUCGUACGAAGAAAGCCACGACUACGAGUCUCAAGGUCCAUCCGAUCAACCGCCAACGAUGCUAUCCGAACCGCCGGAAGAACCUGCCCAGAAAGUUCCGUCCAAGCAGAAGCGCCCCAAACGACCAUCAGAACCACUUCCAGCAAUCCUACCGGAAGGUUACCCGCCGGUCAAGCGAACCAAGCGCUUCAUUGCUCGAGUCAGCAACAAAGCACGCCGGCGCCAAUCUCACCCCGUGAUGCAGCUGGACUGUAACUGCAUCUGGAACUGCAAGGACAAAAUCAGCCUCGAACAGCAGGAACAGAUCAACGGCCAGUACUGGGACAUGGGCUAUUGCGACCAGCGGUUGUUUAUGCUUGAGCACACCGAACGGCACUCGAUCAAACGCAGGCGGGCCAAGGCCAAGGAAGAAGGUCCCGCCAGGAAGGGUUACACGUACUCGUACAAACUAACCGACAGCAGCGGCCAGUAUCAGAGCGUGUGCUGCCAAUUCUUCCUCAACACGCUCGGAUUUGGCAUCGGUUCCGGCAACGUAAUCUACCGCGCCCAUCAGGUAGAACUUAGCGUGGCCAUCAGCGACAAGCGCGGCAAGUUUGCCCGCGACCGAACCCUCCGCAAUCUGGUCGAUGACGACAUUCUGUCGCACUUUAGCGCCGAGCAGCAGGAGAGUGGCCGCCUCGAUCUGACCGCAACCGAGUGGACGCCCAAGAAGCUGUACAACGUGCACGUGAAACGGCAGGCCGCCCUCGGCAACGACAAGCCGGGAAGUUUUGCCUUUUACUGGCGCCGGACGAAGGAUCUGAAGGUGAUGUUUGCGCCGCGGCCGGAACCGAAGGCUGGUGGAAGUGGCGGGAGUAGGAAGCCGCGGGCGAGGCCCCAGAAGCGACCGGCGACGCAGCAGCAUCCGGAGAUAAUUCCGCAGCCGGGAGGGGGGUAUUUGUACGUGACUGGUGCACCGGAGUAGAGUUCGCGGUGUCUCUGAACUCGACGCUUUUAUUCUAGUGAUUAUUUAUUGAAUGUUUAGUUGAUAGAGCAGUGGUGUUUUCUACAAGUGCUACAAUAAAUACAUUUAUGAAAAAUCAAUAAAAAAAA